Dermatophagoides pteronyssinus (European house dust mite) is the source of this 2806-nucleotide messenger RNA. RefSeq names its product rho GTPase-activating protein 44-like. Gene Ontology annotation, biological process: positive regulation of GTPase activity; regulation of actin cytoskeleton organization; regulation of Rac protein signal transduction. The record is from RefSeq and is a predicted model, not a curated record. Gene Ontology annotation, cellular component: cytoplasm; intracellular anatomical structure. Lineage: Eukaryota; Metazoa; Arthropoda; Arachnida; Sarcoptiformes; Pyroglyphidae. Gene Ontology annotation, molecular function: protein binding; GTPase activator activity.
GAAAAAAAUAACAAACACUUGUGUUUAACAAGAAAAAUUUCCCACCCCAAUCAAUCUAUCUUUUUUUUCAUCGAUAAAUAUCGACGCCCUACAAUAAUAAGAAGAAAAAAAUAUGAAUCAAUUCAACAAGUUUAGAGAUUUUGUUCACGGAAAUUCCGUUCUUUCAAAAUCAAAAAAUGAUCGGCAAAUCUUAUCAACCGAAGUGAUGAAAGAUGAAAAACAUAUGGAAAAUAUUAAAUCAAUAUUGACAACAGCCGAAAAAAAAUUAUCAAAUUCUUUAAUAAGUCCUCGACGUACUUUAGGUGCUGAUCCGGUUGCACCGGAAAAGAAAACGAAAAAAUUUCCUAGUACUAGUCUAAAUAAAUUUUUCAAUGAAGCAUCUGAAAUAUUAUCUUUAUCAAAAAAUGAUUCGGUAUUAGGUAAAACAUUGUUAACAUGUUCUCAAUUGCAGAAUGAAUUCACACAAAUUCUUGCCGAACAUGAAUCAAACAUUGAACAAAAUUGUUUAAAUCGAAUUGAAAAAUAUCUUGAUGAAGAUCUACCUUCAAUACAUCGUACAAAAAAACAAUUAACAAAAGCAUAUGAAGAAUUAAAAACAGCACGUUCUAAACAUGAUUCAUUCACUAGAAGUGCUCAACAAAGUUUGGAUAUACAGAACAAGAUUGAAACAUUGAAAAAGGAUGUAGAAUAUAGUGAACAUAAAUUGGAACAAUGUCAGGACGCAUAUGAAAUUGAAAUCUUUGAUUUUCUUGGCAAAGAAUUAACAAUAUCGGAAAUUUUUUUCCAAUAUAUUAAAUUAUUAGAAAUCUAUCAUGAACAAAUGUUACAACAAAUUCGUCAUUACAUUCCGGUUUUGGAAGGAGUGUUAAAGAAUACAUCACAACGACCAGUGUUUGGUUGUCCAUUGGAAGAGCAUCUUCGUUCGUCUGGAAGAAAAAUUUCUGUUGUGAUCGAAAAAUGUGUUGAAUAUCUUUUUCCAUUCGUACGCGAAGAAGGAUUGUUUCGUAUAUCCGGUAGUCUUUCCAAAGUUAAACGGAUGCGCAAUGCAUUCAAUGCUGGUCGCUUAGAAGCGUUGAGUGAAAUGAAAAAUGAUGCACCUGCUGUUGUUAGUACAUUGAAAUCCUAUCUUCGUGAAUUACCUGAACCUUUAUUGACAUUCCGACUCUAUCCGGAUUGGAUCGAAGCUUCCAAAGAAUCGGAUCAGAAUGAACGGUUGAAAUCGAUAUGGACAGUUUGUACAAAGUUACCGGAAGCAAAUCGGAACAAUCUUUGUUAUCUGAUGAAAUUUCUACAUGAAUUAACAAAAUAUUCCGAACUUAAUAAAAUGUCAAGUCAAAAUUUAGCCAUUGCUUUGGGUCCAAGUUUACUUUGGUCUGAAAGAGAUUCAUGCGAUUUAAGCAUGUCGAAUCAUCUGCCGACAUUAGUUGAAGCAUUGAUUACCUAUUGUGAUUAUUUCUUCCCUAAUGAAUUUCCCGAAUUUGCGACAAAUUCACCUACUUCUCCGGUACAAACAAACAUGAUUGAUAAUUCAUCAUCAUUUAGCGAUAAUUCUGAUGAUCAAGAUUUUUCUUUGAAUGCUACAAAAUUUUCUCCAAUUUUGAAUCAUCAUCAUCAUAGUAGCAAUGAUAAAAUCAAUCAGCAACUGGUGGAUAAGAAGAAAAAACCAGCACCAAAGCCUCCGUCAUCAAUGACAUCAUCACAAUCAUCACUUCAAACAACCAAUAUUGAUCUAAGUCCAACUGGUAGUUUGACAUCAUCAUCAACGAAAAUUCGUUCGAAAGUUGCAUCAUUCAAAUUUCAAAAGCCUUCCGCUCUCAAUAAGCCUACUCUCACUCAACAAGGAGAAAAUAUUACCAUUAGUAAUAGUAAUGAAAUUUCACAAAAUCCGGAUCCAAUUAUAAAAGAAUCGAACCGUGAAGAACCAAUACCGACUGCAAUCUAUCUUACCACAAAAGGUACUGUUAGAACUGAUGAAUCACCCGGAAUCUAUUUACGAAAAUCUCCCGAAUCGAUGUCAACUUUUCGACCGCAACCACCCAUAAUGGCGACGACUAAAAUCCGUCCAAAAUCUGUUUGUGAAAGGCCAAUGGUCGCUCCACCAAGUGUUCCACCACGCCCAUCAUUGACACCAAAACAAUCUAAAGCUGAAAUCGGACAUCAAAACUCGAAAUCUCAGCUAUCAUCUAAUGAUAAUAUUCAAUUGGUCGAUAAAUACCCAGAACUGAAUCAUAUUGAUUCUGAAUCCGAUGAUCAGAAUAGCAGAUCUUCAAAAGAUUUGAGUGAUCAUAGUAUACAGCAAAAAGUUCUCAUUGAUUUCAAAGAUGAUUCCAAAUCAAAUAUUGACGAACAACACUCAUCAAUUUAUCCUUCGUUAGAGGCAAUGAUGGAAAAGAAUGAUAAUGAAAAUGAAGAAGAAAUUAAAAUUCCAUUUGAACCGGCAUCAACGCCACCGCCGCCACAUAGACCUCCACGGACACAUUCAUCUAAUUCGUCAACUGGAUCAUCAUCGAAUUUAAGCAUGAAUGAUGGGCGUGAUUCAAUAUUGGAUACAACUUCAUUUCCAUCACUAAAAAAACGACAUCAACGAUCAGCUUCUUCUUCGAUCUCGACUUUGAAUAACAACAAUAACAAUCCUGAUAUUGAUGACAAUUCCAAAUCGAAUCCGAAUUCAUCCAAAAUAACGCAAUCAAAAACUGAUCAUCAAACCUAUCUGUGAAAAGAACAAACAAACAAAAAUGUUGACAUUUAUUUCAAACAUUCGAAUUUAUUUUGAUUAUCAAGUGCCUUUUUUUGCAAAUACUUGAAA